AUGGAUCCGCCCUUGAGCAUCACGAUUCUCGAUCUGUUGAAAAGCUUUCUUGGCCACGAACUCGGUGAAAUGGUCCUCUCUUACCAGCUCCUGAAGAUGCUUCUUCCAAGAUCAGCAGUCGAUAGUGUAGUGUCCAUGCGUUCGUGGAAGGCGCAGAUGCUUCUUUCGAGAUCAUAUUUAAGAGGUGGCAGCUUCUUCAGCCAUGGCUUAUCCUUAACUUGGGUUAGGAUUUGA
Messenger RNA from Prunus armeniaca (apricot), 234 nucleotides. The record is from the annotation of a GenBank genome assembly. NCBI's taxonomy places the organism in Eukaryota, Viridiplantae, Streptophyta, Magnoliopsida, Rosales, Rosaceae.